UUAUUGCUUGUGGUCAUGUAUCAAAGGAAACGUUUUAGGAGAUAUCUGCAUUUGUUCUCCUAUAAAUUUGGUUCGUAUAACCUAACUCGUUAGCUAAAACAUUGAGCUAAACACUAAAACAAAAAAACAAUAUGGAAGGCUUGGGUAUGAUCAUAUUUCAAACCCGUAACAUUGUCUUGAUAAUCCUUCUUGUCAUUUCCUCCAACAAUUUAAUCUCUGCACUCAACAAAACAAAUGUCGAAUUCAUAAAAGCAUCAUGUGGUAUGACAACUUACCCAACGCUCUGCUUUAACUCACUCUCAACACGAGCAGGUGCAAUCCAGAGAAGCCCAAAGCUACUAGCCCAAACAGCUCUAUCUGUGACCCUUCACAUGACCCGCACCACCUCUUCGUCAAUGGUUAAAUUGUCACAAGUGCAUGGCAUGAUGCCUAGAGAGGUCGCUGCCAUGAAAGACUGCAUUGAGUUGCUGAAUGACUCGGUGUACAACUUGAAACAAUCGCUUGAGGAGAUGAGUCGACCAGGUUCCAAAGAUUCAGAGCUAGUGAUGAGCGACAUUCAGACAUGGGUCAGUUCAGCACUGACGGAUGAAGACACGUGCACUGAAGGGUUUAAGGAUGACCUGAAAAUGAAACGUGUUGUGAGAGGAAAGAUUGUGAAUGUUGCACACUUAACCAGUAACGCUUUGGCUUUGGUCAACAGUUAUGCUUCUUUACGCGGGUAGUUGAACUUGAAAUAUACAAAAUAUAGCAAGGAAACUUCAUAUAUCUUAUCAGAAGAAAUAGUGUAACCAGUAACGCUUUGGCUUUGGUCAAUAGUUAUGCUUCUUUACGCGGGUAGUUGAAAUAUACCAAAUAUAGUAAGCAACUUCAAUUACCUAAUCAGAAGACAAAGUGUAUGUAAAGUGUGAAUGUUUGGUAGAUUGUUUGUACCCUUCAUUGAUAAUGUACUGUCGAGUGAAAAUAUUAUCAUGUCUCUUGUUGUUGCACA
Helianthus annuus (common sunflower) is the source of this 988-nucleotide messenger RNA. RefSeq names its product pectinesterase inhibitor 10. Gene Ontology annotation, molecular function: enzyme inhibitor activity. The transcript has a single exon. Gene Ontology annotation, biological process: negative regulation of catalytic activity. NCBI's taxonomy places the organism in Eukaryota, Viridiplantae, Streptophyta, Magnoliopsida, Asterales, Asteraceae. Bases 132 to 722 code for a protein of 196 amino acids. The record is from RefSeq and is a predicted model, not a curated record.